AUGGCGUCGUUUCCUCAAGAUAAUCGGACAUACCAGAUCCUGGACGCCGCGGCAAAGGGCGGAUAUUCCGUCGGCGCGUACAAUUGUUACAAUGACGAUGGUGUCAUAUCGGUGAUUCGUGCAGCCGAGGCUGUGAGGUCGCCGGCGAUCAUCCAGCUGUUCCCCUGGACCGUCAAGUUCCAGGGGCCUCACUUUGUCAAAUAUGUGGUUGAAGCCGCACAUGCGGCCAGCGUGCCCAUUGCGGUACAUCUAGACCACUGCAUCGAGCAAGCAGACAUCAAGGAGGCCCUGGAGCUGCCCUUUGACUCCAUUAUGGUUGACGCGUCUGUACAUGAUGCCGGUGAAAACAUACGCCAGGUGAAGAAGAUUACACAGAUCGCCAAUGAAAGAGGUAUCGCCAUCGAGGCUGAGAUGGGGCGCAUCGAAGGCGGCGAAGAUGGGCUACCCAACGUCGAUCUCGAUGCAGUUCUAACUCAGCCGGCGGAUGCAAAGAAAUUCAUCGAUGAGACUGGCGUGCAGUUCCUAGCACCUUCUUUUGGAAACGUCCACGGCGGCUACGGUCCGGGAGGCCCAGAGGUCAUUUGGAGAUGUGAUCUACUCGAUGAAAUACACCAGACCAUCCCGGACGUUCCCUUGGUCCUUCACGGAACACAUGGCGUCUCCGACGAGUUAUUCCGCAAGACUAGGCAGUACGGUGUCCUGAAGGUCAAUGUGAACCGCACGGUCCGGGAUAACUACACGAAGUUUGUAGCCGAGAACGCCGGAAAGCUUGAGUUGACGACACUCAAGGUACGCGCUGUUGAGGUCUACACGAACUCGAUCAAACGGGUCAUGAUCGAUGUCUUCGAUUCAGCGGGCAAGGCAUAA
Messenger RNA from Diaporthe amygdali, 867 nucleotides. RefSeq lists its product as uncharacterized. The transcript has 3 exons. Bases 1 to 867 code for a protein of 288 amino acids. Gene Ontology annotation, biological process: carbohydrate metabolic process. NCBI's taxonomy places the organism in Eukaryota, Fungi, Ascomycota, Sordariomycetes, Diaporthales, Diaporthaceae. Gene Ontology annotation, molecular function: aldehyde-lyase activity; zinc ion binding. The record is from RefSeq and is a predicted model, not a curated record.